Dentiscutata erythropus is the source of this 655-nucleotide messenger RNA. The record is from the annotation of a GenBank genome assembly. NCBI's taxonomy places the organism in Eukaryota, Fungi, Glomeromycota, Glomeromycetes, Diversisporales, Gigasporaceae.
AUGAGGCUUGCAAUUACUGAACAAUAUAGACUUAAAACCCAAAAUAAUAUUUACGAUAUAACAGGCUAUGUUAAUGCAAAAACUCUCGCUAAUUUUACAAGUGCUGAAGAUUUCAUUGGUAAUAAUAUUUAUACACGUGGUGGUGUUAGGGAUAAUUAUUCUAAUAAAUAUAUUAAUGAGGCUAGUAUUAAUGCGAUGAGUCAAAUUAUUCAAAAAGAUUUAACAACCCCCCUUCCAUGGAAACCUGAAGAUUACAUUAUUUUAACUAAUGGUUUAUGUGGUUCAUCGUGUGCCCUAAUUACUGAGCAUGCAGCUGAAUUUAAAAACGUCUCUACUGUUGUUGUUGGUGGACUUGCAUCCAAUAAUUUAAUGUCUUAUUCUUCAUUUACUGGUGGUAUGGUUAAUAAUUCAACUCAAGUAUUCAAUUCCUUAGGUGAAUUGGGUUUAUUAAAUAAUACUUUAAUGCCUAAACCUUAUCCCUUAACUGGAAUGGUUUCCAGUUUUACUAUGAAAGAAGUCUAUAGUAAAACAAAUCCUGAUGAAGUAUUGGACUUUGCGUUUAGACCUGCUGACUUUAGAUUAUUUUAUGAUGAAAAAAAUAUUAGAAAUGUUUCUAUUUUAUGGUCUCAAGCUGCUGCUUUAAUUGGUUCAAAAA